Messenger RNA from Empidonax traillii (willow flycatcher), 653 nucleotides. RefSeq names its product guanine nucleotide-binding protein G(t) subunit alpha-2-like. The record is from RefSeq and is a predicted model, not a curated record. Lineage: Eukaryota; Metazoa; Chordata; Aves; Passeriformes; Tyrannidae. The transcript is spliced from 5 exons. Gene Ontology annotation, biological process: adenylate cyclase-modulating G protein-coupled receptor signaling pathway; detection of chemical stimulus involved in sensory perception of bitter taste. Gene Ontology annotation, cellular component: photoreceptor inner segment; photoreceptor outer segment; heterotrimeric G-protein complex. Gene Ontology annotation, molecular function: G protein-coupled receptor binding; GTPase activity; G-protein beta/gamma-subunit complex binding. The annotation marks the transcript as partial.
CGGGGUGUGCGUUGACUCGACCCCAGGAGAGCUGGAAAAGCCGGGGGACCUAGAGGAGCUUGUGGCGUUGCUGGAGGAGGAGGACGAGCAAGCCAUGGGCAGCGGGGCCAGCGCCGAGGACAAGGAGAUGGCCAAGAGGUCCAAGGAGCUGGAGAAGAAGCUCCAGGAGGACGCCGACAAGGAGGCCAAGACGGUCAAGCUGCUGCUGCUGGGGGCUGGAGAGUCAGGGAAGAGCACCAUCGUGAAGCAGAUGAAGAUCAUCCACCAGGACGGGUACACGGAGGAGGAGUGCAUGGAGUUCAAGGCCAUCAUCUACGGGAACAUCCUGCAGUCCAUCCUGGCCAUCGUCCGUGCCAUGUCCACUCUGGGCAUCGACUACGCCGAGUCUGCCUGCGCGAACCGGAUGCACGAGUCCCUGCACCUGUUCAACAGUAUAUGCAACCACAAGUUCUUCGCAGCCACCUCCAUCAUCCUCUUCCUCAACAAGAAGGACCUUUUCGAGGAGAAGAUCAAGAAGGUUCAUCUCAGCAUCUGCUUCCCGGAGUACGACGGCCCCAACACGUUCGAGGACGCCGGGAAUUACAUCAAGACCCAAUUCCUGGACCUGAACAUGAGGAAGGACGUGAAGGAGAUUUACAGCCACAUGACCUGUG